Messenger RNA from Anastrepha obliqua, 3217 nucleotides. RefSeq names its product mucin-2. The record is from RefSeq and is a predicted model, not a curated record. Lineage: Eukaryota; Metazoa; Arthropoda; Insecta; Diptera; Tephritidae. Bases 68 to 2275 code for a protein of 735 amino acids. The transcript has 2 exons.
AUAAAUCGUACUCUGUAAGUGCUGCAAAGGACGAAUUAUCAAGAAAAAAUAAAAAAGGAAAGGAAUUAUGACAGGUUUUUCUAAAAAUCAACCAGUUAGCGAUACCAACAACCAGAAUAAACAAAACAAACAGAACAGCAACAACAACAACAAUGACAAUCAUAAUCCUCUCAUUAACAACACAAAUUCUCCCUUCCAACAACCAACACCACCACUACCACCACCACCACCCCCAGUAAAACGCAAAGUUGGCAGACCACGAAAAUAUCCAGCAAAUACACAAAAUCCACUACAGACCUCUUCUAAGUCAAAACCCGGUAGAAAACCAAAAACAGCAUCUGCACAAACACCAGCAACUACUCCCAGACCUUCAACAACAUCAUUAACAUCACCAAUACCAUCAUUGCUUGCAUCUCCCACUAUCAGUGAUAACGCCAUCCAUCAUUUCAGCAGCACCACAGCAGCACACUCAUUAUCAACGACAGCAACUACAACAACUACAAAUACAGGGUUUAUCAACGAUAAUACACAAACCAAGACCGCCACACAAGCCAUACACAACAGCACACUACCAACAACAAUAACUACACCUAUUACACAGCCACAAUGUAGCAACAGCAACAACAAUGCAGCAACAAGUUGGCCUCCAACACCUCCACCAUCAUCGACGUCAGUGCCCAUCAACAUGGGUAUUGUUGGUGGUGGUGGUGGUGGUGGUGGUGGGGGUCCCUUUGGUGACAAGCACAACAGCAAGAGUCAAAUGGGCGCAGUCACCAGCACAGGCAAUGGCGGCGUUAAAUACAACAUCAACAACAACAACAAUAUGACGAAUAGUUUCGUUGAUGAAUUUACUGAUUUUGUUUUGAAUGAUCGCUAUGGCGGUAAACUAACCACUACAAAUUGCUUUUCCCACUUUCAAAUACCAUCAUCACUCCUACCAAUCAAAACAAACGAACGCUCCACGCGACAUAGGACUAUCGUUGGAGGUGAGCCGGGCAGCACGAUCAUUCGAAAUGGCAACAAUACGGUCAUCACCGCCACUAACAGCAAUAAUAACAAGAAGUCGUCGUUGCAGUCGCGCACAGUGCAAUUGCUAGUGACGCGGCGUCCCAUCAUCACAAGUGCCAGCAAUAACAACACGCAAAUCGUUGCCGCCAACACCAGCGCGGCCGCCACACAAACGGCUACCAUAGUCGCACCCGGUGUACUAAAAAUCACAUCGGCACAUACGAACCCGAACAGCAACAACCACAUUAUCCAAACUGCUUCUGGUACGGAGACGGUCGUUAUUGAGGAGGAAGACGAUGAGCUGCUUUCAGCUUCGGCGGGAUCGAGUGGUGAUGAUGGCUCAACGUCGCCCGGCGCGCUUGCCAUGUCAGCGACAACGGCACAAAUAUUACGUAAGUUCCGUAUACCCAAGGGCACCGCAUUGACGGCGAAAGUGAGCAGCGUUGAAGCGGUAGCUAACGCGUCGGAAACUCUGAUCUGCAGCGCAUCGACAUCACCAGCACCAUCGCCAAUACAUUCCACUACCUGUUCGCCUGCACCGUCGGCUGCAACACCGAACUCCGUAGAUCUGGUUGAGGAAGUGAUCGAGACAGAUGAGAAUUCGACGUGUCAUUCAAAUGAAGCGCUAAUGCCAGCCGACACCACCACCGCAACAGCUGACACUAUAACCGAAUGCGAUACGGAAGCAGUACAGGGCGCUGAUACCAACACCACUACCACCACAGUUUUAGUGCCAGCUGGCAGUGAUGGCGGCCCAGUGACAGCAACUACCGCCACAGCGUUACCACAAAUCCAGCUGCAAACAGUGCAACCGAAUGGCACGGUAACCUGCAUCAAUUUGCCGCCUAAUACGAUUCUACUCACCGCGCCGGAUGGUUCAACUAUACUUGCCACAGCGACGCCGCAACAGCUCAGCAAACUUACACAUCCACAGCAGCAGCAGCAACAACAACAAAUCAUAUCGAUGCAAGAUUGGAAUGGCGGUGGCGCUGGCGGGGGUAGUAGCACCACUGUUGAUGGCAAUACAGCAACUGUGCUGCAAGCUGUGCAAACUGCAGCCUCACAUCAUCACCAAGCAGCUACGGCAACACAAACACUGCUACUCACCGCCGAUGGCACCGCAAUACCACUUAUACAGGCAGCACCAAGCGUUGCCACCAGCGCCACUGGCACAACGACGAAUUCGGCGGCGGCAGCAGCAGCGGCCGCAGCGCAAAUCGUAGCCGCUCAACAAGCUGAAGCGCUGAAGGCUCAAGUGUUGGCGUAGGGUUUGGCCGGUGGCCAAUUGGGGCGAUUUUUGAACAAUGCAACAAUUUUACCCACGACUUACUUUUUCUAAAGAAAGCCAACAACAAGGUAAUAUGGAUAUGUGUGAGUGUAUGAGUAUUUUUAAAUUUCGCUUUUUAUAUAUACAUACAAAUGUAGUUGAAAUUUUGUGUACGAGUAUGUGUUAUUUGAAUUCAUUUCAAGUAUUUGUAAGUAUUAUAUUUAUCAGUGAAAUUCGUCUAAUUGUGUAACUUGAAUUUUGUCUUUUACAAGAAUUUUUUUUUUAAGUGAGUUAACGUAAACUUUUUGUUCUGCAAGAAUCUAAAAUCAAUAACUGCACAUACGAAUCAAGAAUCGCUCCAAUUAGCCGCAGAGUCAGCAAUAAAUAAAAAAAAUAUAUUAAUAAAGAGCGAAAUGCCACGCCUAGAGAUGAAACUGCUCAGUAUUUGACUAUUCAUAAGGAAAAAGUUAUUUAGUUGAAUAUGCUGGUCGCGUUUUCCGAAGUCCUUUCAAAUAUUUGAUAAUUUCGUUGUGUGAAAAAUAAAAAUGAGUGGUCUUUUAAAAAUCUGAUAAUUUAUUGAUUUUCUUUACGAAAAUAUAUGCAAAAUACCUUAAUAAAAAACGAAACCUACUAGACUAGAUUUUCUUAUUUUUGACCCGAAAACUGUUAAAAAUCUAUGAUAAGUUCGAUAUUAUACUGUAUUAAACCUGUUGUUGUUGCAGCAGCAUAAACAUUCCCCAUACUUACAUACCGGGGAUGCUGCUGGAGUGACAGUCCUUGGCCGGAUAUAAAUCCGGGUCGUUUCGGUAACGUAGAACCGACUGUCGUGGAAACCUAUUUCUAGGCGCACAACAAAUAAUUAUUUUUUAUUCAUAACCAAUAGCCCUGGUAGCUAGUGCUGUAAACAUAUUAAUUUACAAUUUUAAUUAUAAUUUAAUAAAU